This is a messenger RNA of Hevea brasiliensis (rubber tree), 1488 nucleotides long. RefSeq lists its product as uncharacterized. Bases 403 to 1356 code for a protein of 317 amino acids. Lineage: Eukaryota; Viridiplantae; Streptophyta; Magnoliopsida; Malpighiales; Euphorbiaceae. The record is from RefSeq and is a predicted model, not a curated record. The transcript is spliced from 10 exons.
UAGAAAAGAUAGAUUUAGAAAUUAGAACACAUGGGCUGAUUGGUUAAUUUAGGGUUCGGAUCUUAGGUCUCCCAAAGGAAUCUCUGUCUUUCCCUUCUCUGCUUGUGCUUCGAGGAAGGUGAUAGAGAGAGAGAGAGAGAGAGAGAGAGAUGCAAGAGACCCAUUUAUUGUUUAAAUGAUUUAAUUUUAGUUCGCUCGGUUAAGACUUAAUAUUCUUGUUACUACUAUAUUAUAUAAUAUAUGCUUGCGUUGGAAUUAAUAAUUGCACUUUCUCUUUGAUUCCUUAAUACGAAGAGUUUCUUUCUGCUGCUUUAUAUACGUAAUGUCUUGCGUACUUGAGGCUUCUGGUUGAUGAAUCGGCGCUCAUCCAUUCCAUAUCGAGAUUUGGCUUAACUUUGAUUCAUGUCGGCAAGAACUUUGAGGAGGAGACUUCAUCAUGGGGAUGUUGAUGGAAAAAGGGAAGAGCAUUUUGACACAUCAGGUUAUGAUGGCUUGAGUGAACCUCUGCUUGGGACUCAUGAACACGAUGAUAUGGCAGCAGGACUCACAUUUGAAGAUAUUUGGAAUGCUGAACACAGGAGGGAACGCCUCCAGUGGAUGUUGAUCUUAUCACAGUUGGUUGUACAGUGGGCUCAAUGGUUAGCAAAUGUUGUCCUAGGUUCUGGAUCACUUAUUGGACGAUUUUUGCCUUUUGCUGGUCAAAGCGGAUCAAGCAGGAACCUUCUUCAUCCUUAUCUUAGUCCUUUACAGGAAGAAAGACUCAGAAAUCUACAGCAAAGGCUGGGAGUAUGCUUUGAUGGUUCUCGAGUGGAGCAUCAAGAUGCACUUAAACAAUUGUGGAGACUGGCUUAUCCUGGUAGGGAGCUUCCAGCUUUAAAAUCCGAGCUUUGGAAGGAGAUGGGCUGGCAAGGUUCAGACCCAUCAACUGAUUUUCGGGGUGGUGGAUUUGUAUCAUUGGAGAAUCUAAUAUUUUUUGCCAAGAAGUAUCCGGACUCAUUCCAGAGAUUGUUACAUAAGAAAGAUGGAACCAGAGCUGAGUGGGAGUAUCCAUUUGCUGUGGCUGGCAUAAACAUUUCCUUUAUGUUGGUGCAAAUGUUGGAUCUUCAAACUGGGAAGCCAUCCACUCUAGCAGGAAUCAAAUUUGUAGAAUUACUUGCAGAAGAUGAAAUGGCAUUUGACAACCUCUAUUGUGUGGCCUUUCAAAUGAUGGAUGCUCAAUGGCUUGCAAAGCGUGCUUCGUACAUGGAAUUUAAUGAUGUUUUGAAGUCUACAAGGAUGCAGUUAGAACGUGAGCUUGCCCUUGAAGAUGUCUAUAGUGUGAAAGAUUUACCAGCAUACAAUCUGUUGACAGUUUAACUGUUAUAGAAUGUAAAAUUCGUAAUUCUUGUUUUUAGCAAAUUUUCUUUGUUUGUAAUCAAUGGAUGUAGUUCUGUAUUAAUAAAUUCUCAUUUUCAAAGUUGAAUUAGAAGUACCUGCACAGUUCUUCCA